AACCAAAGCACUUUAGAGGCGUCCAUUCACGUUCCACCCAGGCAGGAGCGCGCAGACUCAACGUCGGCUCAGAGACGCACUUGUAGUGACGGUGGCUAUAUAAGUGCCAUUCAGCAUCUCCUCUUUAAGUAACUAGAUGCUUGUUUCUUCAAAGAAGUGAAAGAGGGCGGCACCUCACCGAAUACCUGGCAACCUACACGGCUGUAGGCGACUGGACUACCUGCAGUGAAGAUUCCAGCUGAUAUCCUGACAUGAAGCUCAAUUUAUUUGGUACCACCGUGAUUCUGCUUGUUGCCUUCUUACCGCGCCACGAAUGUCGGGCUAUUGAGAGCCCAGGCGGCACGCUGCGCGUACCAGCUCCCCAAGCCCAAAACUCCCAACAGCAGCCUCAGCACCAGUCUGGUCCUAUUCUGGAGCGCCUGGGAGAGGAGUAUUUCAUCCGACUGGGAAACGGGGACUCGAACUCAUUUCCAGCCACGUCCUUGUAUCCCGGCGGAUCAUCUUCCAUCUUCAACAGGGCGCUGCAGCUCCAGCUGACGCGGCGCCUCUUGCAGGGGAAAGUUGGGAACAUCCGGGCGCUGAUAAGCGGCUUCGCAGGCCCCGGAGACGAGUCGAUGGAGAGGGGAAGACGGUCCGAGGACCCACCGAUCUCCCUGGACCUGACCUUCCACCUGCUCCGGGAGAUGAUGGAGAUGUCCCGGGCGGAACAGCUGGCGCAGCAGGCGCAAAACAACAGAAGGAUGAUGGAGCUGUUCGGAAAAUGAAGACCUCAUUCCAACCCGCCAAAGAUCUCAGUCUCCUCAGUUUUUAUUUAUUUUUUAUUUAUUUAUUGUUCUUAGCACAACAACGUGCCAUGUGCAACAUAGUGCUGCUUUUUCACUUCAUGAUUUCUAGCUUUAACCUGAAAUUAUGGAGCAUAAACGGACCUGAACGGGUCAAGUUUCACAUCUUACAACACAUCUUUGUUUGAUUUCCAUAAACAGGAAAUGGUAUUUUGUUUUAGACCAUAAGAAUCACUGUACUUAUGACGUUUAUGUUUGUUAAUAAACUUAUGUGCAAACAGAAA
Messenger RNA from Nothobranchius furzeri (turquoise killifish), 1066 nucleotides. It is a transcript of the gene crhb, whose product is annotated as corticotropin releasing hormone b. The record is from RefSeq and is a predicted model, not a curated record. Gene Ontology annotation, cellular component: extracellular region. Lineage: Eukaryota; Metazoa; Chordata; Actinopteri; Cyprinodontiformes; Nothobranchiidae. Gene Ontology annotation, molecular function: hormone activity.